Messenger RNA from Olea europaea var. sylvestris, 1724 nucleotides. Its product is annotated as squamosa promoter-binding-like protein 12. Bases 384 to 1559 code for a protein of 391 amino acids. The transcript has 4 exons. Gene Ontology annotation, cellular component: nucleus. The record is from RefSeq and is a predicted model, not a curated record. Gene Ontology annotation, molecular function: DNA binding. NCBI's taxonomy places the organism in Eukaryota, Viridiplantae, Streptophyta, Magnoliopsida, Lamiales, Oleaceae.
UCUCUAUCUAUCCCUAUUGCCUUCAACUGUGUUAAAACGUGUGUUACUCUUCUAGGCCCCGGAAUAAACUGUAUAUCCUGAGGGAACACCAAACCAUUUUGCCACCUACUCUACAUAUUGAUUCGACGACAACAAAAUUUCUUCUACGUGUUGAAAGCUCGACCAUUGAAAAUCCCUGUUUUAUUAGGCAUCACUAUCUUAUGGAGUAGUAACAUGACUCUUGUCAAGCGUGCUCCUUGGUUCUUCAGUGUUGUUGGAGAUUAACAGGCCUUUUCAGCUUCUGAAAAUUUCAAAAAAAUUCUUUUUUAUGAUCAUUCGAUGAGUUUCUCGGCUGGAGACGUGGUUUUUCACAGAGGCAAUGUUUAGGGAAUCCCUUUUAUCCGAUGGAGUGGAAUUCGAAAAUGCCGACAGGGUUCAACUGUGAUGGUGUCGAGCCAACCGAACUCGCCCUACAAGUGAUUGAGACUGACAAAGAUGUGGACAUAGCUUUUUUAAAUAGUGGUUUUGAAAGUGGAUCUUCUUCAAGAAACCCUUUUGUAACAUCUGGUUCUUUGCCUGUUAGCAAUAAAUUUGACGAAAACUUUAUCGGGAUGGAAAAGAUAAGUGGGAGCUCAGGCGAAUCGUUUAAUUGUUUAGAACUUGGAAAGCAGAAAGUGUAUAGAUUGGCGCCUUCAAUUCCAGUGUCGUAUCCUGCUACAAAAAGAUCGAGGGCGUCUUAUCAGAAAGCGCAGAAUCCUUGCUGCCAAGUUGAAGGGUGCAAUCUUGAUCUUACUUUAGUGAAAGAUUACCACAGACGCCAUAGAAUCUGCGAAAUUCAUUCCAAAAGCCCCAAGGUAAUUGUAGCGGGAAUGGAAAGGCGGUUUUGCCAACAAUGCAGCAGAUUCCAUGGCCUGUCGGAGUUUGAUGAUAAUAAGAGAAGCUGUCGAAGGCGCCUUUCUGAUCACAAUGCUAGACGACGUAGGCUGCAGCCUGAACCCAUCCAUUUCACCACAGCAGGACUGUCUUCUUCAUUUUAUGAGAGGACAUCACAGAAUGUGCAGUUCAACGUACUCCCUAUCUCGGGUUCAAAUCGAAGGAGGGAAACUAUCUGCAAUUCUAUGCUGACACAAGCCGGUGAUUCCCUCAUUAGGCCUUCAAAGACUGGAGGAAUUGAUGAGCGACCGUGUUUUCCCAACGAUGAAAUGCCUUCUGCUGUUUAUAACCUGAAAGUCGAAUCAGAGAGGUUAUUGUCCCUUCAGAGCCCGAAUCCUCGGAUCCUAGAUCAAUCAGAUCUUCCGAGUGCUUCCUCUCUUCUGUCAGUUGACAAUCCUUGGAGUUUGAAUCGGGAUGAAUCCAUUUCUAUGGAGGGCUUAAUGCACAGAAACGCAAGUGUGGACAAUCCGAUUAGGCUGCAGAACUGGCCAUUUGCUCAAGCAGUGGCAAACGAAGGGCCUUCUGUUUCUCCGGUGCAUUCGACUAGUUUACAUAAUUCAGGCAGCUCCCUUUUGCAAGAGUUUGAUUUAUUCAAGACACCUUACGACUCAGGCAGCUUUCAUAUCAAUUAUCAAAGGAAUAUAUAAUUGGAACUGUUCAUCUCUAGGUAAAUAGCUCAUUUGUUUCAACUUUAUUCACUGUUGAAAUUCAGGUUUCUUUGGAAAUUAUGUAUGAAAUUCCUUUAAGGCUUCAAACAGUGGACAAUCAUCCAGUCAUCUUCACAAGUACAAAAUCUCGUUUGAUCUUUGAAA